Electrophorus electricus (electric eel) is the source of this 1529-nucleotide messenger RNA. It is a transcript of the gene efna4, whose product is annotated as ephrin A4. The record is from RefSeq and is a predicted model, not a curated record. Gene Ontology annotation, molecular function: ephrin receptor binding. Gene Ontology annotation, biological process: ephrin receptor signaling pathway; axon guidance. Gene Ontology annotation, cellular component: plasma membrane. Lineage: Eukaryota; Metazoa; Chordata; Actinopteri; Gymnotiformes; Gymnotidae.
UCAAGGAACUUAAGGCGCGUCAAAUCACUGUCAGCCAUGCGCGGCUGUGAAGAAAGGUGUCCUACAACCGCGCUCUCAUUAUCUGCGGACAGGAGGGAACUUUCCAUGUGCUGCUACUGUUUGGCUUGAGAAACUCAAGUUGGAAUUACUUUUAAAGGCAAAGAAAGUUCGUUUUUGCUCUAAGUGUUUCAGUUGCCACUGAAAUAUGUCAAUACGCGGUAACGCCUAGAUUGUGUCGAAGUGCAGCCGCCCUGGGAACGUGUGGCGUGAUUUGAGCUGAUGUGCUGCGUUUCCGAAGUCCACGUCGCACCUGUGUUGUGUGCCAAGCGCUGUGUCUGUAGAAGACCCGAAACUUCCCAACGGAUAUCUCUAAGGCUAUUUCAAAAGGUUCUUCUUUCAAACGGUGCUGAUGACUUUUGCCAAAAGUGACUUUGAGUCUCUCUGUCUGUUGCCUCUGUGCCUGUUCACGCCGUUAACGUGAACGCCACCCGUGGCGGCGAGUUUGGGCUGAGCGCAGCGAUGCGUUGUCUGCAGCUGCCAGGAGCUCCUGUGAUUCUGCGGCUGCUGCUUCUGCUUGUGCACGUACGUUUAAGCGCAUUAGCAAAGAGGCACGUUGUCUACUGGAACUCUUCAAAUACACGACUAACGAGUGAUGACUACACGGUCCAGGUGAAGCUGAAUGACUACUUAGACAUCCUGUGUCCCCACUACCCACCUGAUUCGCCACUGUCCGGCCCCCCGGAGACGCUGGCUCUGUAUCUAGUAGCUGAGGCUCAGUUCCGCGGUUGCCAGGAGACGGAGGGCGCCAUAAAGAGAUGGGAGUGCAAAGACCCGCAAGCCCUCUACGGCCCCAUCAGGUUCACGGAGAAGAUCCAGCGCUUCACGCCAUUCUCGCUAGGCACGGAGUUUCUGCCCGGACACCACUACUACUACAGCUCGCUGUCCACAGAUGAUGGAUCCCCCCUUCCUUGUAUGAAGUUGAAAGUCACUGUGUGCUGUCAGUCCACGACUGCUGCAGUAGAGCGGGGGAAAGAUUCUUUUACAGGAGUCCCAGCUCCGCGAGGUCCCGCCUGUCCCCAAGCAAGCUGUCCCCUCCUCGUCCUCGUCUCCUCCUCUCUGUUUCUCCUCACACGAUAACACAAUGACCCCCUCAGCUAAUAACCAAUAGAUCUGCCUUCCCCACAUCUGAAAGUAUGCACACGUACAUGAGGCUCCAGGACCGUUAUCUCCUGUACGGGGCUGUGCACACAUAUGUAAAUAGACACACAUGCACACACACACCCUUUCACACACUCCUUCGUUCACUCCUCUCACUCUGUCAUUUUUGGAGUGGCACUAAUCUCUCUCCCUCCAUUUCCUCCCUCCGUCCACAGACUCCCCUCCCCACAAUUCUCUGCUCGGGCAGAAGUUCAUUCUGUAACAGACCGACACUAAUCUUCCUUCAAAGAGCUGUUCUUACUGUUUUCUUUCUUUUAAUCCUCCCAUCCUUAAAAAUCAGACAUUCCUUUGCCCCCCCCCCCCCCCCCCCC